CUGUGGAAAUCUUUAGCCUGUGGUAAUUCCGCGUUCACCGCCGAGCAAACACCCCCCUGCCUCGACUGACUCUUGCCAAAUCCUUUGACAUCCUCCUCAGGUGGCGUAAAUAACUCUUUAAAGGUUUGUUAGCAGCGCAAAAUGGGAGAAACGACGGAGCAAAAGAACUUUUCUGAAGUUAUUUCUCAGAUAUUUCAAGAGGCUCCAGGCGCCAGGAAGGGUCUAGUUGACAACCACAGCAACCUCCUGCAGGUCGCAGAUUACUGCGAGAACAAUUACCUUCAGGCAGAGGAUCCAAACAAGGCUGUUGAAGAGGCCAAGGCUUUGGCUGCCCAGUCGCUGGCCAGUGUGGCCUACCAGAUCAGCAGUCUGGCCAGCACUCUGCUGAGGCUGCUGGACUCACAAGCCAUGCAGAUCAGAGAUAUGGAGUCUUCAGUCAACCUGCUGUCACUGGCUGCAGCUGUCCACUUCGAGAAGAUAGCCAGGAGAGAAAUUGGUGCUUUUACUACUCCCAAACCCAAGAUUCGUUCCAAGCUUUUGACCGCACCGACUUCAGGAAAGGAGCCAGAGAAAAGCUACAUGAGAGUGCCAAUAUCAUACUCCAUCUUGGACUCCGUUGGACACUGCUUUCAGGUUGCUGAGCCGCAGCCCAGAGAGAGAGCAGGGACCACAGACAGCAUACAGAGCACUGCAGACAUCCCUGUAUCCAGUUUUGGCCUCGCUGUGCCUCCGCCAUCAGUCCCCACCUUGAAAACCGUCUCCAACCCCACCAACGACAGCCUGCCUCCACCCCCUCCUCCCACUGCCAAUGCCAAUUUGGACCCCAAUGUGCCUGCUCCUCCUCCUCCUCCUCCUCCACCACCACCUCCCCCUCACUCCAUAGACACUGGCCUCCCGCCUCCACCCUCUUUGAUUUCACCAACAUGUCUCCCCCCACCUCCCCCUCCACCACCAAUCUCCCCGUCAAAUGGCAUGUACCCACCUCCACCUCCUCCUGUAGCGGGAGGUGCCCCUCUUCCUCCUCCACCUCCACCCCUAUCGGUGUCGGGAGCUGUGCCCCCUCCUCCUCCUCCACCACCCCUUCACACUGGCACCUCUGGUAUGGUGCCACCACCCCCUCCACCACCUCCUCCACCUCCACCUCUCCUACGCUAACAAACAAUAUAUUUUGUGUUAUACAAUGUAUUAACGUACUGAGGGGGCAUGCUGGGUUUUGCCAUUAGAUGGAUGUGUGAAAUGUGUGCAGCAUGGGAAAUGUUUUCAGGCUUGUUGUGAGAUCAACAUAAAGUAUAAAUAAAAGCUUGGAAAAGUC
Molecule: messenger RNA, 1312 nt
Organism: Dicentrarchus labrax (European seabass)
Lineage: Eukaryota; Metazoa; Chordata; Actinopteri; Moronidae
Gene: abi3b
Product: ABI family, member 3b
Exons: 5
Coding region: 142-1155 (337 amino acids)
Cellular component (GO): lamellipodium
Molecular function (GO): SH3 domain binding
Source: RefSeq, a predicted model, not a curated record